Messenger RNA from Anthostomella pinea, 309 nucleotides. The record is from the annotation of a GenBank genome assembly. Lineage: Eukaryota; Fungi; Ascomycota; Sordariomycetes; Xylariales; Xylariaceae.
AUGGACAAACGAAGUUCCAAGGCGCCCUUCACGCUCUCGACUGGCACUCGCUUCACUAUGAAGCUGCCCAGAUAUGGGCAGUACAUUUGCAUGAACGACAUCUACAUCCUAUAUAGCAAGAAGGAAUUUAAAGAGAGCAUAUCCCAUAGUAACUCGAUUUCAAGCCUUACCAACCGCCGACCCAUCCCACAGACUGGUAUGUACAUCCGCGAAGCGACGAAGCGGCCAAACCCACUCCAAACCAACACCACCAAGCCCGACGCCAUAACAUGUAGACCGCCUGUCAAAGUCGUCAUCCAGUAUAUGUGA